This is a messenger RNA of Amphibalanus amphitrite, 2215 nucleotides long. RefSeq lists its product as uncharacterized. The record is from RefSeq and is a predicted model, not a curated record. Lineage: Eukaryota; Metazoa; Arthropoda; Thecostraca; Balanomorpha; Balanidae. The transcript is spliced from 6 exons. The coding region runs from base 344 to 1882 and encodes 512 amino acids.
GUUGGGGUGACGGGCGGCCGGGUGGUGGGAAAAGAACCACGUGAUGUGAUCGGACUAAGGAGUUGAGGCGGAUGUCGGACGGGAACGAUGCCUGGGAGUUGAUGUUUCUCUUGAGAGCUGAAUGACAAGAUAGUAGCCGUGUAAGGACUUGAAAAUGCUGGAGGCGAAGUGACCUGGGUCAUGACUGUGACCUUACGCUCAAAAUCUUGACUUCUCGUGCCGAUGUGAUAGCUGAACAGUGUGAACAGUGACCUUGGCAAAGGUCAGUUGGCUGGCACGGGACAUCAAACAAGCCCACAGAGGUCAAGUGGCGACCCGAUCUGACCUGACCUGACCUGCCGUCAUGGACGGCUCGCAGAGGUCAAUCCACGUCCAGUGGACGCUGCUGCUGCCACUGCUGUUUUUCCUGCCUGCUCGGAUGCUGGCUCAAGUGGCGGUGACGGGCUGUGACCAGCCAGGCUGUAUCGACUGCGACGAGCUCGGGCACUGCACGCGCUGUACCCGAGCCAUCGUCCACGGCACGCGCCAGUGUGUCACCAGCUGCCCGGGCAACUACCGGCUGGUGCAUAGUGACGUCACUGGGUACCAGGGUCUGCUCUGCAGAGCGCACCGUUUUCUGGACACAGCGGAUCUAACCACCGGCGAGUUGGCCGCCCUGGUGACCGCUCUGCUCGUGGCUGCCGUCUGUAUCGGACUGGCCAUCGGCGCCUUCAUGUAUCUCCGACUGAGGCGGAAAAUGGACCCACUCAGGGAGCGGCUACACCACAGGGAGCCAGACCCUCUGGACCUGGAGCGGGUACAAUUUGUGACCCGAGUGCGCGCCCUGCGACCAGAGAUCGGCACCUUUCUCAGCCUGCUGUCGGAUCCGCGGCCACCCAGUCGCUACUCUACUGAGGAGGGGACCGGCCGCAGCAGUCGACACACACUCAGAACCAGCCAGCCGUCCUCCGCCGACAGCCGCACCAGUCAGCAGGACCUGAGACGGCUGCUGGCACUGCUGGCCAGCCGCGAGCAGCAGCUGCGCCAGCCGCCUGCUGACUGGCAGCGGCUGCUGGACUGGGCCGAGCGGCUGCUGAGGAAACACCGCCACGCCAGGCCCAGCAGCAAGGUCAGCGGACCGUCUCCGCCACACGUGGAGUACCUGCCACGGUCGGUGACUCCCGCGUCCCGCCGGCCACGGCCUACCUCCGCCGCUACCGGCGGGCGGCCACUCACCAGUGCCACAGGCUCCUUCUUCAGCCUGACUCAAACGGUCAUCGAAGAGGAGGACACCGAUCCGGCGGGCCCGAGCAGCCUGCCGCUGGCGGGCGCGCGUCGCUCGCGGGGCCGGCCCAGCCGCGCGGUGCCGCUGAGUCGUGUGCGGCGGACCGGCAGCCGGAGGUGGCGCGCCCCGGGCCGACGCCGCACGGACAGCGCGCCCGGAGGUCUGUCCCGGCCGGCUGUGUUCGUCCACCGGGUGAACGGCGGCCAGGGGUCCGUCUGGGGCCGGCCAGGCUCGGCGCCGCUCUCGGCAGCGCCCACCGGAGGCGCGCACUCGACCCUGCCCUCGGGGGCCGGGGUGGACACUGCCACAGCGCCGGGGUCUGGUCUGAGACCGGCCACCGCCGAGCCUCGGCCCACCUACCGCGACUGGCCCCUGGACCGGCUCCGGCACCUCAGCCAGGCACCGGCGGCGGUCCGACCGCGCCCCCGGCCCCGCUCGCGGCGCAGCGCGGCCGCGGGCAGCGGAGCACUGACGAAACUAUCCGUGGGUAGUGCCGCGCCGCUCCUGUGGCCGCCACGGCACGAGGAUGGCGGGCUGCACAGUGAUGUCAUUGAACAGGAGGGCACCAGCUUCAGCGGACGGUACCUGCAUCCGCAGGACCUCAGCACGGUGCUGUAAGAGCGAGUGAGCGGCGAGCGGUAUCAGCGACCUCUGAAGGAAGUGGCGACAACCGUCACCCUUGUGGCAGGGCGAGGGGUGCUGGCCUGCCGCUACUUGUACUGUGAUGAUGCCUGAUGAAAAGGUGCGGUAUGCGAUGCAUCACAAGUUUUAUAGCAAAAAUGCGCGUCUACAACGAAUGGUGUGUGGGUAAGAACUUAUCUAUGAUCUGUUUCUGUUAGAUCUAAAGAAACCGGCCGCGUUAUAAAGUCUCCAUGGACGGUACCUGUAGGAAAUAGGAAUACAUGGCCUGAAUGAGUGCGACCAUGAGGUGAGAUUAUAUUUGGGAAUGGC